GUUAGACACGUGAUACAGACAAACAAUUAAAGACAGAAAGAAAGGGAGAAAGGAAAAAAGAAAAAAAAGAGAACUCGAGGAAAGUUUAGAGCGAGUGAGAGAAAAAAGAAAGUAAGCGAGUGAGCGAGACUUUGAAGUGUUUUGAACCGUCUUGUGAAGCGUUAAGUGAAGCUUCGAAACAGAGAGAAGAGAAGAAGCAGGUUUAAGACAGACUUCUCAAUAUGGACGUGGAGGAAGACAUCUGGAACGCCUCCUCCUCCUCCUCCUCCUCCUCCUCCUCCUCCUCUUCCUUGAACGAGAGCCUCUCCAUCACCAUCGCCGACCCUCAUGAUCUUCACUAUCCAUGGAGGGUAAUUCCCUACUUCUACCUCCACCUGACGACCUACCUGGUGACCCUAGUAUUUGGCGCCCUCGGGAACGUAGCUGUGAUUGUUCUGAUGGCAGGUGACCGCAAGUCCCGCAACACCACCAACAUGUUCCUGGUGUCGCUGAGCGUGGCGGACCUGCUCAUGCUGCUGCUCUGCGUCCCGCUCAAGACUGUCUCGUUCUUCGUGGUCUUGUGGGACUCGGGCGGCGCGGCGUGCAAGAUCGCCAGCUACGUCAUGAUGCUGUCCUUCACCGCCAGCGUGCUCAACCUCACCGCCGUCAGCCUGGAGAGGUUCAUCGUGAUCGUGUUCCCCAUGAGGUCAAGGUCACUGUGCACGAUGAGCAACUGCCGGAGGUCAGUGUUGGUGGUGUGGGUGACCUCGCUCCUGCUGGCCAGUCCUGUCAUCUUCGUUAUGCGCAUGGAUCAGGUUGUGUACACGGACCACGCCGGGACAGUCGAGGUUACCGCCUAUUACUGCCAGAAGAUGGACUCCCUCGCCUUCCUCACCUACCAGCUGUCCGUUCUCUUCCUCGUGCCGGCCCUGCUAAUGAUUGUCUUCUAUGCAGCCGUCAUACGUGAGCUCUGGCGGUCCACCAAAACGAUUAGAAUGCUGACCAAUACAGGGAGAGGAGGAGGAGGAGGAGGAGACAUAGAACACGAGCUGGUAGACUUAACCGUAGAAGGAAGACUCAGAGAAGGGAGACUACUUGGAGGAGGAGGAGGAGGAGGAGGAGGAGGAGGAGGAGGAGGCAGCGAGUCCCGAUACAACAGCUCUGCCUCCCUGUACGUCCCAAUCCCCCCGGGGCGCCGCUCCCGCACGCCGUCCCCCGGGGGAAGACUUCUGCCGCGCCGGGGGAAGGAAAAAGGCGAAGACGUAAAGAAGGCCCGGAAACAGGUGAUUAAGAUGCUGAUCGUUGUGGUGGUGCUGUUUCUGCUGUGCUGGGGGCCUAACAUCAUCAUGGGCGUGUGUAUCAACCUAGGCCUACGACAGUUCAAUGAGGUCUUCUACAACUUCAACAUCGUCUUCAUUCUCCUGCCCUUCGUCCACUGCUGCAUCAACCCCAUCAUCUACUGCUUCAUGUCAAAGAACUUCAGACGGGCUAUGCGACGCGCUAUCCCCUGCUUCUCAACCUCCUCCUCCUCCUCUUCCUCCUACUCCUCCACCUACUCCUACUACUCCCCGGCUUCCUCUACCUCCUCUGCUUACUCCUGCUCCUACUGCCGUGUCCUCUGCUGCUGUAGGAAGGAGAGUGACCCCCCGCCUGGCCUGCUGGAAAGAGUGGUUAGCAGAAGUGUCUACUGUUCCUACUCUCCCGAAAUUAGCACAAGGCAUACAGACUUAGAGAGUGUGUCCAAUAUGUAAAGGAAAAAAGGAAAAUGAGUGAGUCUACGUUUGUUGGUAGUGGGUCGGGGUAUAGAUCUCCCGUUUUCUGUUUAGUAUUAAGUUAUGGUAGAUUUGUGGCUGUUAUUGUGAGGGAAUGAACGAAGCUAAGUGGGUUUGCGUCUUAGUGGGGGUUAGAUAUCACUGUUUUUCUUUGGGUUCGUUUUUGUCAUUAUUGUUCGUGUUCAAAAUGUCUAAAAAUUAUGUGGGAAAGAAGGAAGGAAGGAAGAUAUUUUUGGUUGAUAUUGUGAGGGAGUGAUCGAAGCUAAGUGGGUUUGAGUCUUAGUGGGGGUUAGAGUUCACUGUUUUUGUUUGGUUCGUGUUUGUCGUUAUGUUUCGUGUUCAAAAUGUCUGAAAAUUAUGUGGGGAAAGAAGGAAGGAAGGAAGAUAUUUUUGGUUGAUAUUGUGAGGGAGUGAUCGAAGCUAAGUGGGUUUGCGUCUUAGUGGGGGUUAGAUAUCACUGUUUUUCUUUGGGGUUCGUUUUUGUCAUUAUUAUCGGCAUUGCAGACGCCGAUCAACAGUUUGUCCAUCUUCUUGUUCUCUUCAAGUUGUUUUCCUGGCUCUGCAUUGUACACAUGACAUUGUAUAAUAACAUUUGUUAGCCCUGAUGAACCCUACAACAUGGCAUUAUAUUUUUUUUCUACGUCUAGGCCUG
Molecule: messenger RNA, 2403 nt
Organism: Eriocheir sinensis (Chinese mitten crab)
Lineage: Eukaryota; Metazoa; Arthropoda; Malacostraca; Decapoda; Varunidae
Product: galanin receptor 2a-like
Exons: 9
Coding region: 222-1730 (502 amino acids)
Biological process (GO): G protein-coupled receptor signaling pathway
Cellular component (GO): plasma membrane
Molecular function (GO): neuropeptide Y receptor activity
Source: RefSeq, a predicted model, not a curated record